Molecule: messenger RNA, 9932 nt
Organism: Equus caballus (horse)
Lineage: Eukaryota; Metazoa; Chordata; Mammalia; Perissodactyla; Equidae
Source: RefSeq, a predicted model, not a curated record
CCCAGGCUGCCAAAGUGGAACGUGCAAGCUUAACCGCUGUGCCACCGGGCCAGCCCCCCAAUCGCUGUUUCUUGAUGGUCUCUAUGGACUUGGUGCAGGAGAGGGGAUGGUUUUGCUCAUUAUGUUACCUCCUUACUCUUCCACCUCCUCACCCCUCCUCCCGAUAGUUCAAUCACUAUUUUUAUUGCCUCUGUUGCUUACUUUUGAACCUUGAAAUGCUUAUUCUUGAUUUUAUACCUUAAAUUAAACUAGCACUUUGAAGAAGAAAAUAAUUGCAGUUCUUGGAUGCAGUAGAUUAUCCUUUAUGUAAAAUAACUACACAAACCAUACAUUUCAGGGAUGGGGAUCAGGCAUGAUCAGUUACUUUGUCAGUGUGUGUGUGUGUGUGUGUGGGUGUGUGUGUGUGUUUGUGUGUUAACUGAUAUGACUCACUUUCAUUUCAGUUGUAUAUAUAUUACAAAUCAGCUAAAUUAGACCUCUGAUGUUAAAAAUGUAAUUUUUGUUAAUAUAAUGAAGGAAAUUACAGGAGACUUGAAAAAAUCUGUAAGCGUUUGUUUUGCUUCUUUGCUUUGCACGGGUUCAGUAAAGCGGAACAAGAAGGAAAUUUCCUCUUUCCAGUGAGAACAUGAACUUUAAACCUUGAGGCACAUCACAAAAAUUAGCUAGCGAUGAAGAUUUUACAACUAAAGACUCCUUAUAGUAUUGACAGUUAAUCGAGUUAAAACAUUCUUAGCCAAGUUAAAAAAAACUUUCAGAGUCAUGUUUAUGAACACAAGCAUACUUCCUCUGGACUUACGUAAACAAUCUUCUUUGAGAUGUUAGAAGUGGCUUCUGAUUGCGGUUUUCCUCUAGGAUGAGGAGCUGCAGGUGCAGACAGGAUGGUUUGAUAGUUUACCUUCUCGGAGGCUUCUUGGGAGCCUGUCUGAUCUGACUUCACCACCUGGUGUCCAGUUUGCAGAUCCGACUUCUCCGUGGACUCUGCAAACUAGAAGGUCUUCACCAAGCAGAGGGUCCUUUCUGUGCUGAAGGAUAGUGUUGACUCUCAAAGGCUUGAUGGCUUCACUUAAGAUGGUUUUGAAAAGACUUCUUAAUACAGGAGCAGACCCUUCAUACAGCAACCACAGUCUUGAGAAAUUUGUUUAGAUAAAUCUCAUCACAACAAAAAAGUAUGAUCUUAAUGAGGCCCAAACAACCAUUUGUCUUUCUUGGUGUAUUUAUCCAGUCAAGAUGGAUAAAGUGGGAAUUCACUGAAACAGCAAUAGCUUCAUAGUUCAUACCAGGAAACUCAUUUGUUUUAUCACAAAAUGCAGCAAUUUCUGUACCUCAUACAAAACUGAGAUCCAAAGCCUAGAAGAAAAUCAGCAAGUAUUUCCUUUAAAUUUGUCAAGGCUUUGAUCAAACAGCUGCAUCUUUAAAAUAGGAAGAUGACAGUAGGAACAUAGCAUCAGAACUGGUGCUGAAGGAGAGUUUUGAAUGACCAGAACAAGAAGACAUUAUGUUUGCUGAGCUGUUUCUUCCAGAAGCUGAAAGGCCCGGGGGAAGGUGCUCACAUGUUGGGCAAAUAAGGGCUGAGUUAACCUCCCCACAGUGGUUACCAAAUUCCUAUUUGAUAACUUUUAAUACUAUUUGUAAAUUUCUAUUCCUUGUUUCAUCAACUUUCAACAGUACCUCUUGAUUCUCUACUUUCUACCCUUCCUCCCCCACCACGUUUACUGUGAAAUUUGUGUGAUUGAAACUGUACAUUCUGAAAUUUAAAUAGUCACCUGUGCUUUAUAUAUGGGUUGAUUUUUGAAAGACAAAAGCUGAAAGUAGGUUUUAUUGCGGCAUACAGGGGUAUACUGUGAUUAGAUUUCUUUCUCUGUGCAGACAGCUCUGAUGGUAUAGGACGGGUGUUGACUGCAGCAGUUUCAUAGGGUGCGUUGUCUUGGUUGUAUUCUAUGCAGCUCUGCAUGCUAAUUACUCAACAAAGAAGGCUUUGUUCAAUUGGAUUUCUUCAACAAGGUACACAGUGUACAUACUACAACCAGUAGUGUUGUUAGCCAGCUGAAUUCAAACACAGCUGCAGCCCUGACACUGUAUCAUCUGAGCAGACGACAAGAAGACCACAGACGAAGCCAGGACAGCAUGCAUAGCUGGACAUCAGCUGCCACACUUAGCCUCCAUAACUCUGGAGCUAGGGGCCUCAAAAAUGAGAACUGUAUUACUUUACUGUUCUUUUUGGCCACGAAGGUCAGAAACCACUGGAGCUGCGCUGUGAGGAGGAGCAGGACGGUAAAGAGUGGAUGGAGGCCAUUCACCAAGCCAGUUAUGCAGACAUAUUGAUUGAGAGGGAAGUGUUAAUGCAGAAGUACAUUCAUCUAGUUCAGAUCGUAGAGACAGAAAAAGUUGCAGCUAACCAACUCCGGCACCAACUUGAAGAUCAAGAUACAGAAAUCGAAAGGCUUAAAUCAGAGAUUAUCGCUCUUAAUAAAACCAAGGAACGGAUGAGACCUUACCAAAGCAAUCAAGAAGAUGAGGAUCCAGACAUCAAGAAGAUUAAAAAGGUUCAGAGCUUCAUGCGAGGAUGGUUGUGUAGAAGGAAGUGGAAGACCAUCGUGCAGGAUUACAUUUGUUCUCCUCAUGCUGAAAGUAUGAGGAAGAGAAACCAGAUUGUAUUCACCAUGGUUGAGGCCGAGUCAGAGUACGUCCACCAGCUGUACAUCCUGGUAAAUGGCUUCCUCCGGCCCCUGCGGAUGGCGGCCAGCUCCAAGAAGCCCCCCAUCAGCCACGACGACGUCAGCAGUAUUUUUCUCAACAGUGAAACAAUCAUGUUUCUUCAUGAAAUAUUUCAUCAAGGACUGAAAGCAAGGAUAGCAAACUGGCCUACUUUAAUUUUAGCUGAUCUGUUUGAUAUUUUGCUCCCCAUGCUGAACAUUUAUCAAGAAUUUGUGCGCAAUCACCAGUACAGCCUCCAAGUGCUUGCCAAUUGUAAGCAAAAUAGAGAUUUUGACAAACUCUUAAAACAGUAUGAAGCCAACCCUGCCUGUGAGGGGAGGAUGCUGGAAACGUUCUUGACCUAUCCAAUGUUUCAGAUCCCCAGGUAUAUCAUCACACUUCAUGAACUCCUCGCUCAUACGCCCCAUGAGCAUGUGGAGAGGAAAAGUCUGGAAUUUGCUAAAUCAAAAUUAGAAGAACUGUCCAGGGUAAUGCACGAUGAAGUAAGCGACACUGAAAACAUAAGGAAGAACCUUGCCAUAGAAAGAAUGAUCGUUGAGGGCUGUGAUAUUUUGCUGGACACCAGCCAAACUUUCAUCCGCCAAGGUUCUCUUAUUCAAGUACCUUCCGUUGAGAGGGGGAAACUUAGUAAAGUUCGCCUGGGUUCAUUGUCUUUGAAAAAGGAAGGAGAAAGACAAUGCUUCUUAUUUACAAAACACUUUUUAAUUUGUACAAGAAGUUCAGGAGGAAAGCUGCAUCUGCUCAAGACAGGUGGGGUUCUGUCUCUAAUAGAAUGUACGUUGAUUGAGGAGCCCGAUGCCGGUGACGAUGAUUCCAAAGGUUCUGGGCAAAUGUUUGGACACCUGGAUUUUAAAAUCGUGGUGGAGCCCCCUGAUGCUGCCCCCUUCACGGUGGUCUUGUUAGCACCUUCACGCCAGGAGAAAGCUGCCUGGAUGAGCGACAUAAGUCAGUGUGUGGACAAUAUACGGUGUAAUGGUUUAAUGACUAUAGUGUUUGAAGAGAAUUCCAAAGUUACUGUGCCACAUAUGAUUAAGUCUGAUGCCCGUCUUCAUAAGGAUGACACUGACAUUUGCUUCAGUAAAACACUCAACUCCUGCAAAGUGCCCCAGAUCCGUUAUGCCAGCGUGGAGCGCCUCUUGGAGCGGCUGACAGACUUACGGUUUCUUAGUAUCGAUUUCCUCAACACCUUCCUGCACACCUAUCGGAUUUUCACCACAGCAGCUGUGGUGCUGGCGAAGCUUUCUGACAUCUACAAGAGGCCUUUUACCUCCAUCCCCGUCAGGUCAUUGGAAUUGUUUUUUGCUACCAGCCAGAACAACAGAGGCGAACAUUUGGUGGAUGGCAAAUCCCCACGCCUGUGUCGCAAAUUCUCUUCCCCACCACCACUGGCUGUGUCCAGAACGUCCUCCCCCGUGAGGGCCAGAAAGCUGUCCUUGACUUCUCCCUUGAACUCAAGGAUAGGCGCAUUGGACCUGACCACCUCCUCUGCGUCCAGCAGUCCUACCACCACCCAAAGCCCUGCUGCGUCCCCUCCACCACACACUGGUAAAGUACCAUUGGAUCUUAGCAGAGGCCUUUCUUCUCCAGAACAAAGCCCAGGAUCUGUAGAAGAGCAUGUAGAUAACCCCCGCGUGGACCUGUGUAACAAGCUAAAGCGGAGUAUUCAAAGAGCAGCAGUCCUAGAGUCUGCACCAGGGGACCGAGCAGGAGUGGAAGGCUCCCCAGCAGUGGACGCCGCAGAGCUUUCACCUAGCAGGUCACCCUCGACUCCUCGACACCUCCGCUAUCGCCAGCCUGGAGGACAGACGACUGACAACUCCCACUGCUCUGUUUCGCCUGCUUCUGCUUUUGCAAUCGCCACGGCUGCAGCAGGACACGGGAGUCCACCGGUACUGGACACACUGGGUUUUUCCAUAGUCAGAAGGAUCUUGAGAAGUAACGCUAAAUCUAUGGAACAAAGAGGAUUUAACAACACCGAGAGAACAUGCGACAAAGAGUUUAUUAUACGUAGAACAGCCACCAAUCGAGUACUGAAUGUCCUCCGUCACUGGGUCUCAAAGCACGCACAGGAUUUUGAACUCAACAAUGAACUAAAGAUGAACGUCUUAAAUUUGCUAGAAGAAGUUUUGCGAGAUCCAGACCUUCUUCCGCAAGAAAGGAAAGCCACGGCAAAUAUCCUGAGGGCCCUUUCACAAGAUGAUCAAGAUGACAUCCACCUAAAAUUAGAGGACAUAAUUCAACUGACGGACUGUCCGAAGGCCGAGUGCUUUGAGACCUUGUCAGCCAUGGAGCUGGCGGAGCAGAUCACCCUCCUGGACCACAUCGUCUUCAGAAGUAUUCCCUACGAAGAAUUUCUUGGGCAGGGGUGGAUGAAGCUGGAUAAAAAUGAAAGAACACCUUACAUUAUGAAAACCAGCCAACACUUCAAUGAUAUGAGUAACCUGGUGGCCUCCCAGAUAAUGAAUUAUGCCGACAUCAGCUCCCGGGCCAACGCCAUUGAGAAGUGGGUGGCGGUGGCGGACAUCUGCCGAUGCCUGCACAACUACAAUGGCGUGCUGGAGAUCACCUCGGCCUUAAACAGAAGUGCCAUCUACAGGCUGAAGAAAACCUGGGCCAAGGUGUCCAAGCAGACGAAAGCUCUAAUGGACAAACUUCAGAAGACUGUUUCAUCUGAAGGAAGAUUUAAAAAUCUCAGAGAAACCCUUAAAAAUUGUAACCCCCCUGCUGUUCCUUAUCUGGGGAUGUACCUGACAGACCUGGCAUUUAUCGAAGAAGGAACACCAAACUUUACUGAGGAAGGCCUUGUCAAUUUCUCCAAAAUGAGAAUGAUAUCACACAUCAUCAGAGAGAUCCGCCAGUUCCAGCAGACUUCCUAUCGAAUAGACCAUCAGCCAAAGGUCACUCAGUACUUGCUUGACAAAGCCCUCAUCAUAGAUGAAGAUACGCUGUAUGAGCUGUCGCUAAAAAUUGAACCUCGGCUCCCUGCUUGAAGAUCCAGCCUUGUCCCUGGGUCUGUGGAAUGUUCAUGGAAAGCAGGAUGGACAGAACUGUGCAUGUCAUGCCUCCCACGGUGCAGCAAGGACCGGGGAUGGGGACGAAGCCAGUCUGCUUUGUCCACGGAAGAAGACAGAACCGAACUGGAAUUCUGUUGUCUCCAGCCAGGGAAGGCCAGCUGUUUGGGGUCAAAGAGAGCUGCCUCAGACUUGGGUGGAAAGGUAGAAAGAGAGAUAUUUGGUAAAGCUGAUGGCACAUUUUGUAUAAGGGAAUGUAAGAUGGGAGAUGCUGGUAGCCGUUUUAAUGAAGUAGGUAAGAAGGUAAAUUUCAAACCUGCCCCGUGUUCUGUUAGAACUUGGGGACAAGGAUCCAUGGAAAAGACCUAUAAUGUUUCCCUGGCACUUUACUGGCCUGGCUACACCCACCAAUCUUCUCCUAGGAUUUAACUGCUUCCGUUACAUUUCCUUUGUUACAAGCUUCCAGAAAAGCCAAGGCUUCCUUUGUAGGGAUGGACUGACACAUAAGCAAUUUCAGUCUACAGCAUGUGCAUGGUUUUCAGUGCAUCAUAAACAUUUAUAUUGGAGGAAAAGCAUGUUCUCAAACUGCUUUCUCAGUCUUUAGGCAACAGGACAGGAGGGACAGGAUGAAAGACAAGUGGAUUUGUAUGUAACAUUUCCUUAAUUAACAACGUGGUAGGCUGUGUCCCAGGAGAUUCCAGCUAGUGGCCGUCUUGAGGUGGCUGUGGGGGCUUCUUCCUGAGGCUAUGGUGCCCAAGAAGCCAAUACCUUUGGAGAGGCGGGUGCAGAGUUUGCAAAAUGGUGCCUCCGCGCCUCACUGACGAAACUGUGGGCUGAGACAGAAGGCCACAGAGUGCUGUGGGAGGAGCGGGUUUCGACGCGAAUUGAAAAGAUACCCCCCUCAUAGUAAUGUGGGAAUCUGUUCUGAUUGACACAAACCAUUCUUAGGCUCACUAUGAACAUUGGUUGUGUUUUUGAAAAAAUUGUUCAGUGGGGUUGUCUUUUUAAAACCCACACUUAUGUGUGCUGUUGGUAGACAGUUCUUCCCCAGUCCCCUUUGUUUGUAAAUUUUGAGAUAUUUCUGAGUGAAAAUAUUGUCGGUGUAUGGGAAUUGGGCCCAGCCACUCAGCAGCUUUGUAUCAGAAAACCUAACGCAGGAGUUGGUCCUGCUGCCCUAGGCUGGCGAGUGACCUCAUGUUUCCCAGGGUUGUUGGUUGUCGAAGAAAUAGGGCUAUCUCAUGUUUACCUCCCUCUUCUCUUCUCAGGGAGACCUCUGCUUUAAAAGAAGGAAGAGAAAAAUCUAGUUAUUGUUACCUGAGCCUCUUGCACCUGAUGUUUUCUCUUAGAGGCAUGAAGCGUGUUGAUGCUGCCAAUGAAAAAACUGAUCUGUCUGGCUGUUUUCCCUUUUUCUUUGCACUUUAAUUAUGUGGUUAGAACUAACAGCUGACUAAUAAAUUCAACUUGCUGGCUCAUAAGAUGCAGUGGAACAUACCAUAGAGGUGGAGAAUGUACAUUUUUCCUGCAUGGUAAAGGCCAUCUCUGUACAUAACUAUAUAGUGAAAUAUCAAGUAAGUUAAAGAAAAUAUAAUAUUUGAAGGCCAUUCCAAAACUUUCCAAUAGCUCAUAUUAGCAACAGUGUAGCACUAAACCCCAAGAGGGUUACUUACGGAUGCUUUAUUUUUCUUUUUUAAAAAAAAAGUUGCUUGUUUGUUCUCUUUAGUUUCAAAUGAGAGAUUGAUGCAUCUUGAUGCAUGAUAAGAAGCAUGGGUUGUUUGGAUCCUAACAAUGCAUAACUUGCAGUUUAUUUCUCAGUGUUCAGAAACGGAGGGUUUGAACUAAUGUAUGUCCAUUGCAUCAAACACCUCAAGGUCUCGCAGAAGUAAAGAAAGGAAAAGUUAGCUUUCUUGGCUCAAAAACAGUCUUGGAAGGUGAACUAAAACCAGGUCAGAUCAGUGAAGGGCCACAGGUAGUUUCAGGCAAAGCAGCACGUGGACAGGUCAACGCCAUCAGCUCUGCCUGGGAGUGUCCAAGGUCUUCCAGCGGGGAGAGGGUGGGUCUGAGUGCACUUUCCCUGGAAGUUGGGACUCUUAUUUCUCUGACCCAAAUGUUUCAGAGGCACUGCAGCCAUUCUUAUUAAAGAAUAGAAGGUAGAGGAAUUUCCAAAUACUCCUCCCCUUUUGGAAGUGCAGGUUUUCUUCAACUAGUGACAAAGCUUUCACACCUUUUUCCUGCAGAGUGUUGGGAGCGCCCCCCCAGUGGCCAGGUUUGGGCACUGUCAAUUGUUAAUGCUGACCUUCAGCGUUUAUGAGUUAUGCCGUCCUCCUGCUUUCUAGAAUCUGAGCCCUGGCUGGAGCCGCAGGAGAAAGAACUCCAUCUCCAAGGGAGCUCCUUUUGAUGACUUGCACCACUUCUGGCCAGCUGGAGUAGGAAUGCACAUUUUUUAAAAACCUCAAUUGGGUCAUAUUUAAAAUCCCUAAGAGCAAUUUGUGGUGUUUCUUCUGAUUGAUAAAGCACCCUCCUCUUCUGCCUGUCAAGCUCUGAGUGUAUUGUUGGAGCGUGUGCUCCCAGCCGGGUAUGCCUGCAUUCCAUUAUAGGAGACCUAUUUGUAAGAGCAGAUGGGAUGUCAGCCUUCAACAGCCAAGUAGCAAACAGUUAUAUUAUUGCAAAAUUAACCUAGAAAAUCAGAAGUAAAAUCCAAUUUCAUGCUUUCAGAUGAAUACCCACAUUUUGUGCUGUCAAUGAGAUUAUCUUAGGGCUUUUAGAGGAUGCGUUUGGUUAUUAACUAAGACAUCCAGUUUUGCUACAGGAACAAAUCUCUUACUUAAGCCAAUAUAUUAUGUGACAGAUUCAGGCAUGAAGUUGAAUGUUGUCACUUUUCCUUAGUGUUUCUCUGAAAGAAUUUAAAGUGGGAAUUUUAAACUCCUGUUGCAAUAUCUUCAAGUGGCUCUCACACAAAGUCCCCAUUACUGUUUGUUAAAUUUCAAUACAUCUUAAAGUACUACUUAAAAACAAAUGAAACUCCUAGAUACUGAAUAAUCUGGAAGAGAACCACCCAUCAUGUUCCAGUUUGAAGUGUGUGUGUGAUGGACCAGCACGUCCUCGUCUCUCACAGUAUUUUGUGGGGCAAAACCUUGGGCUGCCAUUGACUGGGAUUUUAUUUAACUUUUCUUUUCAAAGUUUGAUUUUAUUCCCCCUGAAAAAAAAUCUUUCUCUUCACUUUAAAAAAGUGUAGGAUUUUUUGAAUCCAACGUGUAAAGUUUAUCAUUUUUACUACUAUUGAAAUGGGAUAAAAGGUGACAUAUAAUUUAUGGCUAAAGAAUGGAGCCAGGCUAAUGUCCACAGCCAAAAGAAUAAAUGAAUAUAAUUUAUUUUCAUUUCACUAAGACAACAGAUGGUAAGUUUAAAUAAUGACUGGAUUACGGAUACCACCAUGUCAAUCCUGGUAAUAAGACUUGAGUCAAUGAAAUCUAAUCAGAGUGUCAUUUCUCUGUGCCUAUUAGGGACUUAAAAUUAAGGCAGAGCAGAGCUAAACUAGAAAACAACCAUUUUGUUGUAGGUAUACACACGUGAAUAAUUCAGAAAAGUAUUCAUCUUGGCUGCCACACAGCAUGACAUUAACAUUAUUGUUGCUUGUACUUGAUCUCAUCUCCUUAAGAAAAAUAAAAGUUUCUAUUAAUGAUGUUGAACCACUGUUUUUACACCACCCAUUUCAUUUUCCCCAGAAAGGCAGUUGUGAAAGAACACUGGACUAGGCGUCCUGGCCCUUGAGUCCUGGGCCCAGAUCUACAUCCAUCUACAAGCUGGGAAACCUUAGGCCAGUGCUGAAACCUCUCUGAGCCUGUUUCCUCAUCUGCAAAAUGGAGUUAAUAUUAAUUCCUGUGCUGCCUACCUCACAGGACUGUCAUGAGGACAAAAUGGGUUCAGCAACAAACUGUAAAGUGCUGUCCAAAUGUGAGGUAACAUGACUACCAUCUCAUGUCUCUUUUGCAGAGGAUUUAAAUGUAUUUCUUUGUUAUUUGUGUGCGUGUGUAAUGGACAAACUCAUGUGUUCCUUUGAGAAGCAUGUUGUUUGUGUCCAGUUACUUUGCGAACCGGCUGACAUUUGUGAAUCCAACAGAGGGGUUUGUGCUGUGGCCUAACAUUUGCUGGGUGAGGUGUGGGUUAUGCCUAUAUGCAAAUUAAACUUCGCCUUUCUUGAAUUCUCAA